CGGAUAGCGUCCUCCGGUCGGUUAUUUUUGGCUGUGUUGACAAGAUCACUUUGUGUUAACUUUCUGCGUUCAUUGGAAGUAUUUCGUGGAAAUUGAGCUACAAUUCAGUUUCAUUUCCGAUUCUGAAAUUUCCGACCAGAAAUACUUGUAUUUCAUCGCUUGGUUUCUGCGAUCUUGCUAUCGCCACUUUCUUCGUCAAUUGGCCGCCAUCUUGUUUUCGGAUUAUUCGCAAUGCCGAAGCAGUCAUCCUGUGGUACUUGCUCCAAACUAGUCGGAUACCGUGCAAAUGCCCUCACGUGUGCAUUUUGCCAAGUUAAAUACCAUAUUUCAUGUGUUGGAUUAUCAGUUGAGCAUUUUCAUCGUCUUCGCGAGAUCCAACACGAUUUCGUCCAAACUAUAUGUGAAAAUUGCCGAAAUCAGAUACAGCCAGAAAGAGUAAAGCCGACGUGUAGUCCUCAGCGUUUCGUUGCGAACAGCUCCGUGUGUUUGGCCCAACAACCUAGCGCGAAGAGCCUUCAGAUUUCGGCUCAGUCGUCCUCCUCUACCCGUGCAAACUCACUGACACCAAGUCCAACCGUUGUGAGAAGCCCAGUUGCACCUGGGCUAAAUUGUUUACCUUUGUUGUGUCCACCGGACACUGAUGUCCCAGCAGGUGAAAGUCUGAGUGCUGAAGACCAGUGGAAAGAUCAGAGGACGAAAUUACGAAGGAACGUUGGGCGUUUACGUUCUGUAAGUCAACGGUUAGCCAAACCACUUGAGGCUGGUAGUAUACUUCGCCCUGCAAGGCCAACCUCGUCCGACCAGAGGCGUUAUAAUCUCGUGAUCUUUCACGCACCGGAGUCCAGUGAUCCAUCACCCCAAGUGCGCUACGAUCACGAUGUCGAGUUUUUACAGGGUCUAAUUGAUAGACUCCUCGACGCUGGUGAGGACUCAGUAAAAGUGAGGCAGAUUACCCGUCUUGGAAAGCAAGGUGAUCAACAAAAUCGGCCUAUGAGAAUCACUUUUGUGGACGAAGCCAGUCCAAGACUUAUCAUGUCUCGCCUAAGUAGGCUGAAAGGUUUGAAGAUCCAUGUUCGUCCCGACCUGGACCCAGUAGACAGGGAGCGGCUCAAGUCUGCCAUCAUUGAGUUGAAAAGACGCACUGGUGAGGGGGAAACAAAUCUUCGUAUCGUAAAUUUUCGGGUGGUUUCCAACAAUCCGCGAAUCAGGAUAAACAGGCUGCUCACACUUCAAGCACGCCCGGUGGCUCCUGCUGCGGCCUGCGAGUAGCGUUCACAAACGUUUGCAGUAUUAUGAAUAAGCGCGAUGAGCUUUGUUGUUUCGUUGCGUCUGAGCGGCCAGACGUAGUGGGACUCGCAGAGACAUGGCUGCAUGCAGAGUUAUACACCCAAGAACUUGAACUCAACGGUUACUCGUGUUUCCGAUGCGAUAGACUAAAGAAUGCCCACGGUGGUGUCUUACUUUACAUCCGGUCUUCCCUGCGUGGGAGACUUGUGAGCACCUACCGAAGUGACGAUGGCCUGUGUGAGCUACUGUGGUGCUCCAUCCGCCUCAGGCGCGGAGAACUGCUUGUGGGCGCAGUUUAUCGCAGUCCCCUGAGUCGUUGUUUGGAUUGGCUGCCCCAUCUUCGGACCCACAUGAGUCGUCCACACUUUCUGCUUAUGGGCGAUUUUAACUGUCCUCGAAUACGAUGGCCUGAUGUGCAUUUGAUGCCUGGACAUAGUGAGGUUGAAGCAAAGUUCGUGGAUUUGGUACUUGAAACUGGUGCAUCGCAACACAUAUGCCAGCCAACACGCAUAUCAACACGUUCAACCUCGUCCUGUCUCGACCUGAUGUUAACGAGCUACGAACAACGAGUGCGUGACGUUAGGAUUCUGGAGCCCCUGGCUACGAGCGACCACUCAGUACUGAUAGCUGAUAUGGAAUUAUCUUUGCCGUAUUCACAUCCGCUGCAACCAGCUCCCAACUACUGGAAAACCGACUUCGAUGGUCUUGCUCGAGCCGCGAGCCAACUGGAUUGGUCUCUGUCACAAACUGCAUCUGUGGAAGAUUGUUGGAUAUUUAUAAAAGAGAGAUUGACAUCAUUGUGUUCCAAAUUUGUGCCAUUGAAAUGUCGAAAGGUUGGACCGAUUAAGCCUCAUUGGUUUGAUAAGGAGUAUGGAAACCUGGCUCGGAGGCGGCGCAGACUGUGGGACAAAUUCCUUCUCUCUGGCUCUGCCAAUGAUUACGAAGGGUAUAAAUGUCAGCGGAAUCUCUGCAACAGUGCAAAAAAGAAUAAACGCCGACACUUUGAAGAGCAGCUCGCAUUAGCCGCGAAGACCGCCCCAAAGAGAAUCUUUGCAUACGUGAAGCGACGCCUGAAGCCGGCGGGUGAUGUGCCAGUGCUGGAUGGCACGGAUGGACAGCCCCUAACCUCCAGCACUGAGCGUGCGUCCGCGUUGGCGGCGCACUUCGCUUCUGUAUUUGCAAAUAACCAGGUGUCUGUUCCGAGUUCGACGUGUACCGCUUUUACCGAACUCGAUAGUCUGCAUUGCGGCGUCGAAGAGGUAGCUCAACUACUCGCCAACCUUGACGGCACCAAACCUGCCGGACCUGAUGGGCUUCACCCACUGGUUCUCAAGUCACUUUCAACCAUCCUCUCUCCUAUCGUGACUGACCUUUUCAACAGGUCGCUGUCCGAAGGUUUGUUGCCGGUUGACUGGAAAUGUGCGGUGGUGAAGCCUAUUCCGAAAGGCGGCGACCCUAGCAAAGUAGACAAUUACAGGCCAAUUUGUCUGACACCUAUAUUGGCAAAGGUUGCUGAGAAAAUCGUGAAGAAGAGAUUGCUGCAGUUGCUACAGUCAAACGAGGUCCUGACGCCCGCACAGCACGGUUUUAUGCAAGGUCGCUCAUGCAUUACAAACCUGCUUGUGACGAGGCAUGAGUGGUUGAAGGCAAUAAACAAGGGGAAGUCCGUCGACGUGAUAUUCAUCGAUUUCAGUAAAGCGUUCGACAAGGUCAGUCAUGAGGUUCUCCUUCACAAACUCAGCAUGUGUGGCGUCGGUGGCUCACUGCACCGGUGGAUCCGCGACUUUCUUGUUGGACGAAAGUGGAGGGUACAGGUCGACGACCAUCUAACUGACUGGUACCCCUCUACAAGUGGCGUGCCUCAAGGCACUGUGCUGGGGCCCACUUUGUUCCUGAUCCACAUCAACGAUCUACCGCAGCGUCUCCGGUCGCCGUGUGCCUUGUUUGCGGACGACAUGAAGAUUUGGAGAGAAAUCGACGCUCCCGACGACUGUGGCCUACUUCAGCAAGAUCUCAACCGCUUAUCCACAUGGUCUGCAGAAGUUCUUCUCCCGGUCAACCCAGCCAAGUCGGUAUUUAUGAGCCUGGGGAAGGGUGCAGACGGCCGAACCUACACCCUUGACGGCCAAACGCUAUAUCCCACACCCUCCGUGAAGGACCUAGGUGUACUCUCACGCUACGAUUUGAAGUCCGUGGACAACACGAACAGCCUAUAUCGGAACGGACUGCGCAUGCUUUGGGCGCUCAAACGUAGCUUCUGCACAUGGUCUGAAGAGGUUGCCACUCGCCUGUUCUCUUCUAUCAUUAGACCAAUGCUAGAGUACGGUUCGCCCGCCUACUUUCCGAUUACCCGAGGCGAGGCACAAAAGAUCGAACGGGUCCAACACGUUGUUACCAGGCUGAUCCCGAGUUUACGUGGCUUUGGGUAUGAAGACCGGUGCGAGAAACUAGGACUCUACACCUUGUCCUACCGUCGGGUACGAGUCGACCUCAUUAUGACCUACCGAAUUCUACAUCUCGGUGAGUUCCCCAUGUUAAGGCCAAUGCUGCACUUACGAGGGCCAUGCAGCACACGCGGACACAGAUACAAACUUGUUGUGCCGGAUAUGAAACGUGUUCCCCACCCACUGUGCUUCGAACGGAGAGUGGUAAACAUUUGGAAUAGUUUGCCCGAACAUGUGAUUGAGGCAACAUCUGUGCAACAGUUCAAAACGUUGUUAGAUUUGCAUUUUGCCUCUAUUCGAUUCAGAGAACGACUGCAUACUUACGAUGACAUAUCACAUUUGUGAAUCCUGAAAUAUCGUAAGUCGAAUAUUUUAAAUAUUACAUGAGAACGACAAGGAUAUUCACGGUUGACAACUAUUAUAAUGUUUUUCACAAUAUUUCGAAAGAGUUGUACAGAAUCCAUUUCUACUUGCUCUAUAAUACAGUAUUCAGUAUUC
Molecule: messenger RNA, 4229 nt
Organism: Dicrocoelium dendriticum
Lineage: Eukaryota; Metazoa; Platyhelminthes; Trematoda; Plagiorchiida; Dicrocoeliidae
Source: the annotation of a GenBank genome assembly